GCCACGGCCAGAGUGCGCUCGGCGCUCGGCUGGCGAUGUCUGCGUGACGCCCCUCCCCUCGCUCCGCGCCGUUGGCGUCAACGUCUGCGGGAAGCGCCUCCCUCACGUGCGGCUGGGAGCUGCGGAGCUGCCAGGUGACGUGUAGCAAUGGCUGCUAUUUAUUCAGGCAUUUCUUUUAAGCUUAAAAGCAAGACAACUUCUUGGGAAGAUAAACUAAAACUAGCUCACUUUGCUUGGAUUUCCCAUCAGUGCUUCCUUCCAAAUAAAGAACAAGUUUUACUUGAUUGGGCAAGACAAUCAUUGGUUGCAUUUUAUAAGAAAAAACUUGAACUGAAGGAAGAUAUUGUUGAAAGGCUCUGGGUCUAUGUAGAUAACAUUCUACAUAGCAAAAAAUUGGAGAAUUUCCUUAAGAAGGGAAAGACAAUUAAUCUUCAGAUUUCCCUUGUCAAGAUUAUAAAUGAGAGAAUAGCUGAGUUCUCCCUUUCGGGAUUCCAAAGAAACAUCCGUGCCAUCCUGAGUUGCUGUCAGGGCAUCCUCUCAACACCUGCCCUUGCUGUCAUCUACACAACCAAACAAGAGCUGAUGGUGACCUUACUGAGCCAGCUCUGCUGGUCAGCAUGCAGGCAGCCAGAAGGAGCUGUGACAGCCCAGCUAUUUGAGGUCAUUCAUCUGGCUCUUGACCAUUACCUUUUACUCCAGCAGCAGCAGGUCAACCCAAGACGUGUUUUUGGGGAUAUGACUGGGCACCUGCUUCAGCCUUGCCUAGUGCUGAGACACUUGCUUUCUGGGGGUACAUGGACACAGGCUGACCAGGGUCAGCUACGACUAAGCCGACACAUCAGGAAUAAGAUUGAUGCUGUGCUUCAAGGUGGAGCUUUUCGAUCCGAUCUGCUCAUGUCCUACAAAGAGGAGCUCUUGGACCAGCAGCCAGAGAACACAAAGAUGGGGAUCCUGAAGAGUAUUCUUACUCCAAUGAAAACUGUGAUUGCCAGACUGAUAGAUGAUGGCUAUUGCAAAUCAGACCUUCAUGCCUUGGUUGUGGCCAGCUCAGUGGCCUUGUUGUACAGACUUUUUCUGGAUUCAUAUCUUAAGGAGGAGAACCAGUUUCUAUGCUUCCAGGCUCUUUCCAGGUUGUUUGACUGCUUGCGAAUCUCACACCUGCGGGAGGAGCACAUGGGAACUCUGUCCCUAUCAGACUGGACCACAGAGCUUUUGGCUAUAGAACAGCUGCUAAACUCAGUGGCCACCAACAACAUCUACAAUGUAGCUGCUGACAGGAUCCGGCAUGGGGAGGCACAGUUCCACUUUUACUGCUGUGUGGCCAAACUGCUGCUAAACCAUUCACAAGCACUUGUGCCAACCUGGUUCCGCUGUCUCAAGAUUUUAAUGUCGCUAAAUCAUUUGAUUUUAGAGCCAGACCUGGAUGACCUGCUGUCUUCAGCUUGGAUUGAUGCAGAAGUAACAGAACUUCGAGCCAAAAAAGCCCAGGAGGCACUUAUUAACACUGUCUUCCAAACAUAUGCCAAGCUCCGACAGAUACCACGAUUAUUUGAGGAGGUUUUGGGGGUGAUCUGCCGUCCAGCUGCUGAAGCACUGAGGCAGCCUGUGCUGGCCUCAGGCCCCUCCAUGGCACUCUGUGCUUGCCUCUUGGAGCUGCCACUGAGUCAGAUCUUGGACACAUGGUAUCUUGUGCUGGAGAAGUUCCAGUCUUUAGUCCUGCCCUGUUUGCCAAAUGAUGCUGACAUGGCCUUGAAGGCACUGUCCCUGAGCUCUUUGCUACACUGCAUCAUGUUCAACAUGCAGAGCCUGGACAGUAGCACUCCACUGCCUGUCAUCAGACGGACCCAGUGCAUAAUGGAGAAGAUGCUGAGGGAGCUUGUGAAGCCACUGCUGGCCCUACUGCUGGACCCCUGGGGCCCAGAGCCUGAACUGUGGCAACAGAAGGUGAGUGACUCUGCACUCCUGCUGUCUUACACCUGGGCCCAGGUGGACACUACCUUCAGUUUGCAUUGCAGCCAAUAUCACUCUGUGACUGGGCCCCUAACUGGGGCCACUCUGGAUAGCUCAAGCCUCCCGUUGUUGCUACCAGGUGUGGAAAUACAGCUUUGGGAGAAAGUGGAAAAGUGUAUAGCUCAGUCUAACUCUCUCAGUAGAUAUUGCUUAGAACAGCUGUACCUGCAGAAAGUGAAAAAGACUUUAAUGCAGACCACUUCCCAGUCCAAAGAAGCUCUCCAAACCUUGAGAUGUGACACUGCCCAUAUUCUUGGUUCUAGCAGAGACUGCUUGAGUCAGAAGACAGUAGCUGCCUGGGAUGGGCAGGUAGGGACAGUGAAUGAGUCCACAUACCCUGUAGCAUACUGGCACUUGAUUGUGUCAAACCUCACAGUUUUAUUACCUUACAUUUGUCUGGAUGAUGUGAGAUGCCUUGCCAAUGUCCUGUUAAAAACUUUACCUGAAAGUAAAGCCCAGGAAGACCUGGCACCUGGUGAACCAUGUAUCACACUGGGCAAAGUAUCUACAUCCCUCCUUCACAGCCCUCUCUUUGCUGAGAUGCAGUCCCUCCAUUCUGCCUUUUUGAUAUGCAUCGUUUCAAGAUGUUCUAGCAUUCUGAGCUCUGGUGCCCAUAGUGACCUGAGUCAGCUUAGUCAGCAGCUCUCCUGGCUUUUUGAAAAGGACCACCACACUAUUAUGGCUCAUUGGGAAACCAAAUUGGUGAAAGUUGGACCUGAAUGUAUAGAACCAAUAGGAGAAGUUGCCCAGAAUUUACUAGCCUUGAUGAAGAGUGAUAUUCCUAUCCAGCUGGAGGAAGAGCAGCUAGAAGGCCUCCUGAAGCUCUUGGAAGUCAUUUCCACCCUGCACUUAGACAGCCUUUUGCCAUGUUACCACACGUAUUAUUUUACUCUGUUACUCUCUAUGGCUGUCUCCGCAGUAGUGUGCUGCUCUUCCCCACCUCCCCUUCAGUUCUUGGUGGCAUGCUACCGGCUCAUCAGUGGUCUACAGAGAGGAAGGAAUGCCUGUUCCGUGUUCAAGAUCAUAUAUGUUAGUGACAUCUUUGAGGUUGUGCUGACUUCAUUGUUGCAAGCCAGUAGAAGGUUCCAAGUUAAAGAGGAUGACCCUGCAUGGCUGCAACUCCUUCAAGUAAUAGGGACAUUCUUGGAGCAGCUAAUGCAGAUAAUCAUCCAAAUGAAACUGAGCUUGGUCCUCAACUUUGGAAAAAUCAUUACUUUUCUUUCAAGCAAAGAAUCGGAAAUCCAGAGCCCUCUGGGCAAGCAAGUGCUUCUGUUGGCUCUAACCAAGUUUUGUCAAGUCCUGGGGCCUUUUGUUAAGGAGCGGAGGCAGCCACUGGAGGCCCCAGCAAUACUGCCUGAGUUGCUGCAGAAGGCCAUGAUGCAAAUGGGUACUAUGCUGAAGCUCUGCUCAGUGCCUGGGAAUGGAGGCCACCAUUUGCCCUCAGUCCUCCUCUCAGCUGUCCCCACUCUUUUAGAAGUGGACCUGAGCCAAAACUUCAGGGAAGGAGGGCCCAAAAUCACCCAAGGGGUAGAUACAGACAGAGCUCUGCUUUCUCACACAACCCUUUACCAUGAUGUGUACAUUCAGCUGCUGGAGGAGUUGCCAGCCCUGGCGAGGAAUGCUCAGUUUUUCCAGGCAGCCUUGCAUUUUCUAACUCUGUUCUUUUUGGCCUCAGAGCUCCAUCCACAAAAUGGUUCUGUUUUUGUCGCCAUCUUUCAUUCUAUGAAGAAAGUUCUUACAGAUCCAGACAUUCCUGCUCCAGUCAUUCAGGAUAUUGAACCUCACUUGGGAACCUUGCUCACUCAGAUGGUGGAGGCUGGGACAAUGGAGGACUUUGGGCUGGUGAUGCGGUCUACUCUCCAGGGGCUGGACAUCACUCAUGCAUGGAAAGCAGAACUGCAAGCUGUUUUGGCCGCUGUUAGACUGCUCAGGCUGCUGCUCAAAUGCUCACUCAGUGGAGAGAAAGCAAGUUUGUUAUGGCGUACAUACCCCCAGAUAGUCACAGCUUUGAUGCUGCAACACCAGGAGGCCUGCCAGGAGCAUCCUGUGGCUCUUGUGGUGGUUGAGCCUAUUCUUGAUGUCCUGGCUGCCCUGCUUCGACAAGGGGAGGAGACCAUCAGCAACCCUCAUCAUGUGAACCUGGUCUUUAGUAUCUUGCUCACUGUCCCUCUGAACCACCUGAAGCCCCAAGAAUAUGGCAGUGUCUUCCUGAAGAUGCACAAUGUACUCUUCUCCAUCUUGCAGUGCCACCCUAAGGUGAUGCUGAAGGCCAUCCCGUCUUUCUUGAACUCGUUUAAUAGACUGCUAUUUUCAGUUAUGCAUGAAGGACGACAGAAAGACAAAGGAAAUACAGAUGACCUGACAGUAGUCCUUGAAUGUGCACGCCUGGUGGAGAGAAUGUUCAGCCACAUCGUUGCUCGAACUGAGGAGUUCACCUUGUUCUCCCCGUUCCUGGUGGCCCAGUAUGUGACAGAGGCGCAAAAGGUGACCUUGUACCCAGCUGUGAAAACCCUGUUGCAAGAGGGCAUCUACCUUGUUCUGGAUCUCUGCAGUGAGCGUGACAUCCAGUUCCUGCGAGUCUCACUGCAGCCAGGAGCUCGUGAUGUCUUUAAGGACCUGUACAACAACUAUCUUAAGUACCACAAGGCUAAACAUGAAAGAGAAAAAAGAUACACCGCCUAGGCAAUGCCACCGGAAGCAUAGUCAUUUGGGUUUGCCUUGUAGAGGCUGUGGCCUCAUGGUGCAGAGCUGUGGAAGAUGAACAGCUUCUGCUUUUCAUGUUCAGUGUUGACACCCACGGGAAAUCCCUUGGGGCUCACAUGUUUUUAUACCAUGUUGUACUUGCUGAGUUCUUUAAUAACCUUUUUGUAAUCUCUUUUGUGGGCAGUGAUAGGGAUUGAACCCAGGGUCUUGCACAUCUAAGCUUACACUUCUGCCACUGAGCUAUGUUUUUGGCUCCAGUACAUCCUUGUCAGUGUGACAUAAGAAGCCUGGAAAUAGGCUCUGGGAUGGGGUUAAUAUAAUUGGAAAAAUUGCUGACUA
Messenger RNA from Nannospalax galili (Upper Galilee mountains blind mole rat), 5052 nucleotides. RefSeq names its product URB2 ribosome biogenesis homolog (gene Urb2). NCBI's taxonomy places the organism in Eukaryota, Metazoa, Chordata, Mammalia, Rodentia, Spalacidae. Gene Ontology annotation, cellular component: nucleolus. Bases 148 to 4692 code for a protein of 1514 amino acids. The record is from RefSeq and is a predicted model, not a curated record. Gene Ontology annotation, biological process: ribosome biogenesis. The transcript has 10 exons.